CGAAUCCACCGACGAUGAUGGAAUCCAACCCCUUUCGAUACGGCAAGUUCGUUCUCCCGCACUUCCGCUUCCCAUUCGAGCAUGCCGACCGAAAAAACAAGGAAAGCUACGAAAACCGCCGCUCAAAAGCGCGUGGGAUCAGCUGCCGACGCCGCUCCCAUUAGUGGCGCUCAGCUCGUCCCCGCAAGUUCUCCGUCACGAUUAACGGCGAAAACGAAACCCUAGGAGAGAGAAACCGAGAGAGGGAAGCUAGAUUGGCCGUAAUGGCGGGAGUGAGCCCUGGCCUCGUGAGGGCCGUCCUCUUGUUGAUGGGGCUCGGCCUCGCCGGGUAUAUAGUCGGCCCCCCUCUCUACUGGCACCUCGCCGAAGCCCUCGGCCGCUCCUCUGCCUGCUCCCCUUGCCUCUGCGACUGUUCCUCCCAGCCCCUCCUCUCCAUCCCGGAAGAAUUAAGCAAUGUCUCAUUUACAGAUUGCGCAAAACGUGACCCAGAGGUUAGCGAAGAAAUGGAUAAGAAUUUUACAGACCUCCUUGCAGAGGAAUUGAAGUUAAGAGAAGAAGAAGCAACAGAAGCACAGCAUCAUGCUGAUGUGACAUUGCUUGAGGCCAAAAAAUUGGCUUCACAGUAUCAAAAGGAAGCUGACAAGUGCAAUUCAGGAAUGGAUACCUGCGAGGAAGCCAGAGAAAGAGCAGAGGCUGCGCUCUUGGAACAAAAGAAAUUGACUGCACUGUGGGAAAUGAGGGCUCGGCAACGGGGAUGGAAAUUAGGGAAUGCCAAAUCCCGAUGAGAAAUUUGUUGUUCGGUUCAAGACUGUUUUGUGAAAUAGAAUGCAUUAUAUUUAAUCAAAGAAAUCGGCUGGAGUUCUCACUGAGGUUGCUUCUCGAAGAGGGCAGCACUAAUGAGAAAAUUGGUCAUGAGAUAUAACUGAUCGGAAUAGAAUCUGCAACAUCCUCUAUCUCAAUGUUGUUAGUUAUAAGAACUAGAAUGGUUCCUUGAUCUUUGAGGCCUCCUAGGGUGUAAUUCAUGUUUCAACCUCUCUGUUUACAUUGUAUUGGUUAAAAAGAUGGACUUUCCAAUGAUCUGCCUUGUGCUCCUACACUGUACUGCAACGGUAUCGAUCUGCUUAAGCUAAUGAAUUGCAUCUUCAUGUCUA
Phoenix dactylifera (date palm) is the source of this 1151-nucleotide messenger RNA. RefSeq lists its product as uncharacterized. The record is from RefSeq and is a predicted model, not a curated record. Lineage: Eukaryota; Viridiplantae; Streptophyta; Magnoliopsida; Arecales; Arecaceae.